Annulohypoxylon truncatum is the source of this 1562-nucleotide messenger RNA. Its product is annotated as RNA-binding domain-containing protein. The transcript has 3 exons. Gene Ontology annotation, molecular function: RNA binding. The record is from RefSeq and is a predicted model, not a curated record. NCBI's taxonomy places the organism in Eukaryota, Fungi, Ascomycota, Sordariomycetes, Xylariales, Hypoxylaceae. Bases 203 to 1003 code for a protein of 266 amino acids.
AUUAGUGGGUGUGCGGGAGGUUUGGUGGUUUCUUAUCACCCCAUCGAUAAAAACCGAAAUUUUUUUCUGUAGAAUUUCGAACUUUUCCAAUUCACUGCAAUCAAUUUACAGCCGACGUUGUGAUAUUUCAUCCUGCGUCUACAAAUUUCACUUGAUUGGCGAAGUCUAUCUUUCUUUCCUCUACGAAAACCAUCCGAUCAAAAUGCAGUCCAUUCGUCGCGCAGCUGUGCGGGCAGCACGCUCUUCCACCAUUGUCGCUGCCGCUGUCCCUAGACAGCAGAUUGCCUCUUUCGCCAUGCAUGUGAGCAAGGCCAACGCAAGACCUGCUGUGAUGCUGCCUCUUGCUCGCUGCUUCUCGCAGACGUCGCGAGUUGCGCAGGAUGAGAACUCUUUUGAGAAUGGCGUUGAGCAGACUGGAUCUGGCGAAUCUGCCCAAUUCCCGGAUGAGCUUGACAGAAACCAAACCGUUUUCAUCAGCAACAUGACCUUUGAUGCCACCGACAUCCACAUCCAAGAAGCGUUCGGCAAGUAUGGAGAGAUCACCGAACUCAGGAUUGCACGGGAUGGUCGAGGUUUGAGCAGAGGCUUUGCUUUCGUUACGUUCAAGGACCAGGAGGCUGCCGACCGCGCGGUUGAGGAAGCCAACAACUCGUUCUGGCACGGCCGCCGCAUCUUCGUGAAUUACAAAAAGGCGAGCACCCCAGGGUCGGGGUCGGGGCGCAAAUCGGCCCCGAUGAACCCGACUGAUUCGUUAUAUAUCGGCAACAUCCCGUACGAGACGUCCGAUGCGGAUCUUAACAAGAUCUUCCGGGAAUUGGACAACGUAACGGAUGUGCGCGUGGCGGUAGACCGCAACACGGGCUGGCCUCGCGGCUUCGCCCACGCCGACUUCACGGACGUUGAGAGCGCCAAGAAGGCGUAUGAGAAGCUACAGAGCUUCACUAUCGGAGACCGCACUCUCCGUGUCGACUACGCCGAGAACAGAAAAAACAACAAGGUAUAAGGCGUGAUGAGACAGUGCUGACAUUUCUUGCGACGAACCCGGAGCUGUUUUCUCAUGGCUCACGAAAGGAUAUCGGUGGAAUGCUGGGGUUUGCGACGUGACGGAGAAGGCAUCAUGGCGAGCGGGUCAACCGGCAUGGUAUCUACGAAGUCCUUGGCGGGAAUCCAUUCGAAAGAGAUGGAGGACCAGGCCAUUGUAUGUAACAACACCUUCUACAUGUAGAACAUCCGUUUCUACCUAAUAGGGGCUCGCGGUUGGCACAAAAUGAGUGGCAUGGUUUCGACGAAAUUAAAUGUACAAAAUCUCCCUUCUUCACACGACAUGAAAUAUGAUCUUAGUCUUGCCCAUCUCCCAAAGUGCUUCUACUUGGGUAGGAGACUAUUUAUCACUACUAUGUACCUACCUAUUUAAUAGGUAGGUACAUAUCUAGAAGCGACCCCUUAUGUGUAAGAUGCUAUUUAGUGAAUUGGUCGUAUUUAUGUAUGUACUAGCUCGACAUUAGGCGGCAUGGACAUCCAUUAAAUGUUAGGGCUAAGGGCUCUUCUACCCAAGAUACUCG